This is a messenger RNA of Sycon ciliatum, 2898 nucleotides long. RefSeq lists its product as uncharacterized. The record is from RefSeq and is a predicted model, not a curated record. The transcript has 5 exons. The coding region runs from base 387 to 1751 and encodes 454 amino acids. Lineage: Eukaryota; Metazoa; Porifera; Calcarea; Leucosolenida; Sycettidae.
AGCACCUCGAUCUCGCCCUCAUAGCUCAUAUUCAUAAUGUAGAUCUACCAGCUAGCGCUAGCGUGUUAUAAGGUCAGAAAGGACUUGGUGGCACUCGCUGGUUUAUCUCAUCAGUUGAAGAAUAUUUCUUAUCCUGGCGUCGAUCGCUGAGAAGGUGCACUAUUGGCUACUGACGAGGAUAAUAGUUUGUUACAUUCACAACAGUGUUGCUGUGGUAAUCUGCGCAGUGCGGAACAUCUCUAUUCACUGUGCAACUGUAUCAUACCGCUAUCAAAACUGACUGGGAUCGGCAGUACUUAUCUUCUGACAAAUUCUCAGCAAUCAACACCAUACACUGUACGCUAUACACCCGUGUACUACUGAAUAUACAACAUCACCAGGAGAACAUGUUUGCUUCAAAGUUACAUGGUAAUCUCAAGACUGUCAGUAAGUUUGUUCAGCGUGGUUAUGGUGUGAGUGUACAGAGCAUGGUAGUCCAGUCAACCUGCGGGUCAAGGUCAUGUGUUGCUAGCAAGUUGACUCAGACAUCAGCACGGCCCAAGCAGUCAGUUAGGUGGAGAUCAGAUCAGUCUGGUCGUCAAGUCACUACGGUACGUGAUGCCUAUGAUGCCAUUGAUUCAAUCUUUGAUAGCAUUGUGAAGUCACGCACUUUUCAACCCAGCUAUCUACUAUCACAAUGUUCUCUCAUUCAACGACAUGUUACUGAACUACGCUAUCCAGGCAUGAUUAGGGUUACCCUGCAGGCAUGUGCUCUUGUCAAUAAGGAGAACACUGAAGUGAUAAAGCUGACAGCGUCUUUACUUAAUCAACUAGCCAGUCUACCUACUGAUGUCUGGCAAGAAAGCAAGAACCAACAGAAACUGAGAUGGUCACUGCACUGGGCUGCAUGGUGUCGAUGUUCAACUCCAGGAUUCACGAAGUUGCUACAACAGCAGCUUGAUGUCAUGUGCAUUGAGGAAUGUAGAGAUGUUGAUAGUUGUGCACAUGCAUUGUUAAUGUUGAAUAUGCCUGAUCGUCACCUGGCCCAACACUUGAUGAAUCGCUACCUUACCAUCCAGAGUAGAGGUGAUCCCAAGUAUCGUCAUACUCAAGUACUCAGACUACUUCUCUACUGUACACUGUGUGGUGUAGAGUGCAGUGCCUUGCUGAAGCUGAUCAGUGUUGAUCAUCUGAUACAGAGUACCGAAUACGAUCCUCGCAAUGUCCAACUGCUAUUUUUGCACAACACCCUCCCUGGUACUAACGACCAGCGGCUACAGAUAUUGGAAACAUGUGUGGUGCAGUUCCGAAAGGCUGUGGCAAGUCGGUAUUCAGGUCGAAUGCAUGAUAUGCUGUCAUACUUCAUUGGCUCAAAGUACACCACUGGCCUUUCACUGGUUGAUGGUGUGCAUGUUCAAGCAUUCUGCAUAUUCAACCAAGACCAUAAACCAGUGGAGACUGACACGUAUCCAGCUGAUGUAUACAAUGGUGUAUCAGUAGAUAUGACAGCAGCUAGACGUCAUGGUUUCAGUGUUGUGGCAUGUCUGGGUGUGAGUGACACUCGGUUACUACAUCAUCCUGUGCGCACACCUAACGGAUAUACCACUCUUGAGGCAUCGGCACUCAAAUCUCAAGGAUGCUAUAUUAUUCCGGUGGUACUCAAACAUGGCGCUCGGUACUCGCAGAGAAGCAGACACUUUAUCCCGGAUUUGCUGAUCAAUUAUCCCCAUCACAUUGGCGUGUUCAAAGACCUGUUGCCAGCCAAGCAGUGAUGAAUAUACACACUGAUGUCAUACUUAACACUAUGGUAUCUCUGAACAGCAGAUUGCUAUGCCGAAUUGUGCAGAAAGUGGGUGAUAUCAUGUGAGACUGGAAUAUGGUGUCCAUCUUGUGAUUUUUUAAAGUUAUUAUUUUUCCGAUUACUUUCUUUUUCUGCUGAGCUGAGUAGCUGAGUAACGGAGUAACUGAGUAACGGAGUAACUGAGUAACCGAUAACUCAGUAACUCAGUAACCGAGUAACUGAGUAACUGAGUAACUGAGUACAUUGGAUGUGAGAGGGUAAUGCUGCUAGUGCUAGUGCAGUAUGGAUGUUGAUUGUGUUUUUGAAAUCAAGGCAUUGUCGAAUUUUGUGUGUGUGUGGUACAUGGUGUAUGUGUGUGUGUAUGUGUGUGUGUGUGUGUGUGUGUGUGUGUGUGUGUGUGUGUGUGUGUGUGUGUGUGUGUGUGUGUGUGUGUGUGUGUGUGUGUGUGUGUGUCUAUGUGUGUGUGCUUCUGUGUGUGUGUAUGUGUGUGUAUGUAUGUGUGUGAGUGUGUGUGCUUGUGUGAUUACUUUACUUCCAGUUUUCUUUUUUCUGUUCUGAGUGCGUAUACAAUGUACAUGUACCGUUGAUAUUGUGAAUCCUCCACAUGUGUAUUUAGCUUCCAUUGUGCGUGAGUGUGUGUGCUUGUGCAUCUAUAUCCCAUGAAGUUCGUUUUUCUUUGUGCGUGCAUAUUAUGUUGAUAUUGUGAAUCCUGCACAUUUGUGUUUUCAGCUUCCAUUGUCCAUACAACAUGUAGUACAUGUAGCGCCUGGAGUAGCCAGGAUCCUGAUUCUUGACUGAGCUAUGCAAAACACGUUAAAAAAGGUGGUAGCGUCUGCCGUGAUCUGUGUGUGUAUGUGUAUUUGUAUGUGUGUGUGUGUGUGUGUGUGUGUGUGUGUGUGUGUGUGUUCCGUCAGGCCGGCACGUCAUGUGUCGGUGACAGGAGGACAAAGACUAAAAGACUCUCUCUGAGCUGGCACUGCACCAGGAGUGGGUCGAUUCACCCGUGAAACGUCACUAAGUACCAGCACAUGCACAGCUAGCUCAGCAAAUUUAUGAUGAAUUUUGAUGUUGAUGAAAUACACCAUGUAGCCGGUGAACGAAACAAACAUGUGGCGAGA